AUGGCUGAAACUGGGAAGGAGUUCCACAUUUCUAUUCUGAAAUCCAACCAAGAUUGUGCGGCUGAAUCGGGUCAACUAUAUCUGGCUACCCUGUCACCGAAAACUCUAGGGUGUUUUCAAGUGUUCAAAGUGUCGUUAUCCACGCUUCAAGAAGAGGACUUAAGCAAGACACUGAAACCGGUGAAAAAAUACGGUAACAACGUGUUCGCGCCACGUGGUAAUUCACCUCGAUUAACUGAAAAAGUCAUCGAAAGUAUGCCAGCAAAUGCCGAUCCUCGAGUAAAAGAAAAUAUUCUUAACAAUAAUUAUUUUCUAAAGAGAGUUGACGGUGAUGACGUGUCGAUUUUCAGCGAUGAUUUACAAGAUCUCCUACCGCAAAAUGUUCAACACGUUCAAACUAAACAAUCAGCUUCCUUGGACGAAUCAAUACCGGUGUAUUUGAUCAUACUUCUAAUUGUUGUUGGUAUUCUUGUAGGUGUUCUUGGUACUUGUUCAGUACUCGUAUUCGUCGACUAUAAGAAUAAUCCAAAAUUCGAUACGACUCCAGUGAGAAUCAACUCGAAAAUAUUCAACGACAUUCGCGAUGAAUGGAAAAUCCUCAAGCAGCAGCCGAAGCCACAUGCAAAGUUAAAAGAUCUUCGUGGACGAUAG
Messenger RNA from Angiostrongylus costaricensis, 651 nucleotides. The record is from the annotation of a GenBank genome assembly. Lineage: Eukaryota; Metazoa; Nematoda; Chromadorea; Rhabditida; Metastrongylidae.